Porites lobata is the source of this 504-nucleotide messenger RNA. NCBI's taxonomy places the organism in Eukaryota, Metazoa, Cnidaria, Anthozoa, Scleractinia, Poritidae. The record is from the annotation of a GenBank genome assembly.
AUGUUCCAGGGAAUUGCUUACAAACUGUGGGCAGAACAUGAAUUCCCUCUACUAAAGGAUUUCACAGACACAUCAGUUGACCAAGCUCCGCAGGAGCCUUUAUUCACGUUUGAAGAUACCGAACUCCUUUUCAAGAACCUGGAUACGGCGGUCUUGUGCCUACCUACAAACAAAACAAAAUCUCUGAAGAAGAGGAAAGCCGACCAACCUGGCACAUGCACCGAACAGUUCGACCAUGCUUUCCCAACUAAUCUGAAAACAAAAUCAGAUAUCGGUGAAGACAACAUGGCCAGUUGCGCAACACCUCGGCCCCGGAAGAGAAGGAAUUCGCUUGACUCCCUAUUAACCCCCAGACAAAGCAACAGCAUCGCAACUCUGAAAGAAUUAAUCAGCAAAAUCGAAGCGGAUGUGGCAGAACUCAGAAACGCAAACGAUCAUCACAUCGAGGAACAAGUAUUCGCACUAGAGACAAAAUCACACAAAUGGGAAACUCAACCAAAGUAG